This is a messenger RNA of Nomascus leucogenys (northern white-cheeked gibbon), 1525 nucleotides long. RefSeq names its product complexin 2 (gene CPLX2). Lineage: Eukaryota; Metazoa; Chordata; Mammalia; Primates; Hylobatidae. Gene Ontology annotation, biological process: neurotransmitter transport; regulation of neurotransmitter secretion; synaptic vesicle exocytosis. The coding region runs from base 938 to 1342 and encodes 134 amino acids. Gene Ontology annotation, molecular function: syntaxin binding. The record is from RefSeq and is a predicted model, not a curated record. Gene Ontology annotation, cellular component: terminal bouton; SNARE complex. The transcript has 5 exons.
AGGCGGUGACUGACUGUGCCUCAGAGGCCAGGAAAAUUUGCGUGGAAAAUGAGGAUGCUUUCACUUGCAGAUAAAGCAUAAGUAGUAAGGAAGGGAGAAAGUCUCAGCCAAAGGGAAGGGCAGGUGCUAAGGCACUGGGGUGAGCCUGUUCAGAAUAAGUGGUUCUCUGUCAUGAUGGGCACAUAGCUUGUCUUGCUAGUGAAGGAUCUCGUCAAAGUUAGUUUAGAGAGCUUUCUCUGGGACAUGGUAAAAGGCAGCCUGGAAUGAAGUACUAGCGGCAGUCAGGCCAGUGAGUGGAGCUGGUAACAGAGCAGGUAGGUAGACCUGCAUUUGGUUACUGGUCACAGAAAUGGAGAGUGAGAGAUAUUUCAGACAGGAUGCCCUAGUGGCAGACCCCUAAGUCCUCGAACUUCAGGGCAGAACUGCCUGUGUGGGAACUCUCCCAUGUCUCCUUGAUUUCACGGCCACCUCUGCUGGCGCCAUCUCUCGUCUCCGCCGCCUGCUCCCGCCUCCUUUCUCGGGAAGCUUGGGUCUCCCUGGGAGCGGGUCUGCCCUUAGGGGGAGGCCUCUGGGCUCUGUGCCCUGCAGCUCGGCAGACAUUCGGGGCGGACAGAAACGGGGCUUGGCGCCCCCCGCGUGCACGUGUGCUAACCCAGGCAGGAGGGAGCGCCUCGGCGGAGGAGUCAAGGAAGAGGGGGAGGGAGAAACGCGCCAGAACCUCGGUCCCGGGCGCCCUGGUCGGCCGCGGAGGAGCUGCAGCCUCCAACAGGAAGGUGUGGUCCCUGCCAUGCUAUCUGCUCUGCUCAGCGACUGAAGGCGCCUGCAUCCCAGCUCUGCCAGGAAGCAAAGGUUGUCACAUCUUCCCGAGCCAGGCCAGCCAGGAGCGCUGCAUGCAAAUCCUGCCGUGGGCUAGGGCACGCUAACCAGAGCCGGCGGCAUGGACUUCGUCAUGAAGCAGGCCCUUGGAGGGGCCACCAAGGACAUGGGGAAGAUGCUGGGGGGAGAGGAGGAGAAGGACCCUGACGCGCAGAAAAAGGAGGAGGAGCGGCAGGAGGCCCUGCGGCAGCAGGAGGAGGAGCGCAAGGCCAAGCACGCGCGCAUGGAGGCGGAGCGAGAGAAGGUCCGGCAGCAGAUCCGAGAUAAGUAUGGGCUGAAGAAGAAGGAGGAGAAGGAAGCAGAGGAGAAAGCAGCCCUGGAGCAGCCCUGCGAGGGGAGCCUGACCCGGCCCAAGAAGGCCAUCCCUGCGGGCUGCGGGGACGAGGAGGAGGAGGAAGAGGAGAGCAUCCUGGACACGGUGCUCAAAUACCUGCCCGGGCCGCUGCAGGACAUGUUCAAGAAGUAACCAGGCCUCCUGCCCCAGCCCACUCCACCUGUUACUACUUCUUUUUGGUUCUUUCUUUUCUUUUUAUUAGGUUAAGUCUCAAUUCUGAAGGGAAAAACCUCAGUUGGCCUCUGCCCCCCUUCCCUGGCCAGGGGCUUCUCCCCCUCAGCUCUCCCUCACACCUCCCUUCAUCCCAGGGUAUCC